Eleginops maclovinus (Patagonian blennie) is the source of this 3624-nucleotide messenger RNA. RefSeq names its product innate immunity activator b (gene inavab). The record is from RefSeq and is a predicted model, not a curated record. Gene Ontology annotation, biological process: adherens junction maintenance; positive regulation of protein ubiquitination. The transcript is spliced from 10 exons. Bases 300 to 2120 code for a protein of 606 amino acids. Lineage: Eukaryota; Metazoa; Chordata; Actinopteri; Perciformes; Eleginopidae.
CCAACAAAAGUAAAGUUUAGGGAGAAAAUAUUAUUUGAACGUUUCUGCUAUAUUGCAGUGACUCGUUUAGUUUAGAGAAACGUACAUUUGAGAGCUCGGUGUUGUUUCCCUCUGUUCCUUUCUCAGUGUAAAUAGGAGAUAUAAUUCCAGCUCAACUCUGGGAUACUGGGAGCCGAUGGAGCGUAGUUUGUAUGGAUACAGAUGAGGCACGAUGCUAGGCUAACUAACUAGCUACCAAGGAAAUGGUGAGCAUCGACCUUAUGCAGUGAAGAAUACUAACAGGAAGUUGAUCCACUGACAUGGAGGGCAACGGAGAGAUCAGUGACACUGACAGCGGCAUCAUCCUUCACUCAGGCUCUGACAGCCCAAUGACACACACAAAGGAUGUGACCACGCACACACGGGCCAUGAAGCUCAAACACCAGGAUCUCCAAGAACGACUGGAGAUCUGCCUACUGGAGCUGAAGAAAGUCUGCAUCCGAGAAGCUGAGUUGACAGGUCGUCUGUCAGAUGACUACCCGCUGCUGCCAGGAGAGAAGCCUCCGCAGAUCCGCAGACGUAUUGGAGCUGCGUUCAAGUUUGAUGAACAAAGCUUCCCUCGAGGAGCAGAGGAGUCAGAACUGAGCUUUGUUGAUGCUGAGUUGGCGCUUCAGAUGAAGAUAUAUGAGGCGGCGCGCAAGCUCUGUGAGGAGGUUCACCCAAGUAAGGCUGUUAAGAAAAGCCGCUUACAGCAGUGCAGGAGAGAAGAGAAGAAACUGAAACGCCUGCAAGAGACGGCAUUCCAGCUACGUCUAGAGCAUGGCCGUUCAUCACCACUUCCUGCUUUUAAUAUUGCACAACUCGAUGUGGGUACAUCUGAUGACAGCUCUCUGUCUGAUUCUGUAGUGCAAGAUGAAGAAGUGACAAGUCAGUCAUCACAGCUGUCUUCAGUACUCCCUGAUCCAGGAGAGACGGAUCCUCCCCCGCCUCCCACUGUGUCCUCACAGUCCUUCACAAACGGCUCCUACAUGUCUCCAUCUGCGGCUCCACAAAACCUGCAGCAGACUCCUAGCCAGUCUCCCCAUCCAAGCCUGGAGUCUAUGCCGAGUUUCAGCUCAAGCCCCGCAAGUGACCUACCUCCCAUCCAACACUCCCCGUGGACAGAGUCUAGUCUCGACCAACCUUACCAGAAGAACAGGAAGUCGCGCUCUUCCAACAAGUCAAGUUCAGCCAAAACUGAGUUGUUACCCCCCCUGGAGGCAGUUUUUGCUUCCCACCUGAAGCUGGGCCGCAGCCAGUCAAACAGCACACCCUCCACACCAGAGAUGCGAGUCCACAGACAGCUGUCCCUCAGAAUACCCAACCCUGAGUCUCCUUUUGAAAGGGAGCGUGGUCGCACCAGAAGUGCAAGGAGGCGACUGACAGAAUAUGCUAUAACCUUACCGGACACCCCUCUUCCUGCUGUGAACUACGCAAACCAUGUCAACUCUGAGGAUAGCAACUCGGAACACUCGUUUUCAUCUUACAACAGCUCCCCGUGUCAGGAGAUGCUCUGUGAUUCACCCAAACAGUAUCAGUCUGCAUACGCGCACUCUGGCCCCGGGAGCAGCUGUGGACCUCAAGGCUUCCCGAGCCCUGGCAUUUACCAUAAGCCCCGGUAUCAGUCCAGCCCCGGGUUUCCUAAAUCCUAUUACACUGAAGAAACAGCCUACCGACCUGAACUGGACUUGGCACGGAGCUAUUACACCCAGCAGGCUCCCUGUCCUCCCAACAGAUACGAAUAUUACUAUAAAGACGCUGCUGUGCUCCACCAGAGAGCACAGAGGCCUCUACCUCCUAAUAUCAGACUCUCCCCCUCCCCGGCUCAGUGGGAGCAUCCGCAGUACUGCCCCAAUGGCCUCCCAAAACAAGUAGUGAACGAGCAGCUGAAGUCGUGGCACCGCCGCAGUCAGCUGAAGUCCCCCAGGUCCCACUCUCUUGACAGACAGGGAGCCGUCAGAGUUAAAAACAUCUCCACUCGGGAGGUCGCCUUACACCAAAACCAGAUGUACCAUGAGCAGGUUAUCCAGAGAAGGGCUCGUCAGAGAGAUGAGACUCGCUGGGUUGUAGAUGAUGGCUCUCACUUUAUAAGUCAAGUUUAAACCAAGGACCGCACACUGAGACGCGACUGCAUUCAUUACCAAAUAACCAAAGUGGAGUGUUCAGAAAAAAUCAACUUUUUAAGCACCUAGGAAGUUCUUGUUCUUGUUUAUCUGUCUGCUUGCAUUAAAGCAUAAAAACAAAUGCAUCUUACACUACAAUCUAAUACAAAAAUAACUAUGGUUACUAAGAUGACUAUAAAAAUAACCUCUAACAGUAAAGUCGGUUGCUUGGCAGUUGGAUUUGGAUCCAUAAAGUGUACCUAUUGUUUUUGUCCACUCCUUAUGAAUUUAAUGCUUGUUAAAUGUUACUGAGAGCUGUUUGAACCUGCCAUAGUUCAAAAGUCAUAUUUAAGUUUAUCAAACAUAACCACAGAGUUUCUGCAUCUUUAAACACAGGGUUAGUUUUAUAUGUGAAUUGACUAUGAUAUGACAUAAUGAAAUGAAAAUUGACAGCUAACCCUAGCUCUAACACAAUUUUACAUUGCUGCCAGAUUGGGGAAAAUGUAUGUUUUUAAAAAGUAAUAUUUCACAUUUAACUAACAUUAAGGUCUUUGUUGAAGUUAAUCUCACAAGAACUACCAUCAAUUAAUCAUGUCAUUUCUUUACCUACUUAGUUAUACAACAGAGUGUUACAUUAGAUGUGGCAAUCUGUAGGGCAGGGAUCCAACUUCAAUUGAGGAAGUGUUCCAGACAGAGAAGUUGACUUUUUGCUUUGUGGUAAAUGGGGUGCUCGGUUUCUAGCUGUACAAAUACAUUGAAUUGUAAAAUAAUGUAAAUCAGUAACAUAUCCUUUUUAGCUACAUUUUGUGUGUAAUGUUGCCAUGAUUUUUUUUUUCCAACUUUAAGAGGAUUUAAGAGGACUUGUUUUUCUACUUAUUGUGUCUGUAGAUCUGCCAGUUAACUUUAAUUACUUAUAGACUUAAUGAAUUAGUUGAAACUAAAUAUUAACUUACUCAAAUGAGCUAAAAAGUAGCAAAUUUAACAAAAGAGUGUUGAUGUUAGGCAGCUAUUAAAGUGUUCAAAUGAAUUGAAAUGUCCCUAGCUUAAACAGAUAUUUAUCAGUUCUGUUUUGUAACCACUGACAAUGUGUGAUUCACAAUCAUGUCUCACAAUCAAACACGCUUUCAAUGGUAUAUUUGAAUGAGAGCAACCUUCUGCAAAUACAGCUUCACACUGACGGGUCCCUUACAGUGAUCUAUUUAUGUGUUUAUUUAUUGUGACGUGCACCAUUCGACUUAUGGAAAGUCAGACUUGAAAUAGAAAAAAAUAAAUGGACCUGAGUUUGCGAAAUACAGCAGCAGUAAAGACUGUUUUGAGGUGUAUAUAGAAAAACUGAACACAAUCAUGUAACCCUGUGUGCCUCUUUUUUACUGUAUUUUUUAUUAUUUAUCAGUAAGGUAAGGUAAGUAGUUUAAGUGAACCUAAUAAUACUGUGUUUUGUUGCUGAUGAUAAAUCUGUGAAGUGUUUACCCUGUGGAAGAAAAUAAAGACUAAUGUUUGCAUA